Molecule: messenger RNA, 291 nt
Organism: Phytophthora nicotianae INRA-310
Lineage: Eukaryota; Oomycota; Peronosporomycetes; Peronosporales; Peronosporaceae
Exons: 1
Source: RefSeq, a predicted model, not a curated record
UCUGGUGAUGGUUCUGCGCCGGCCCCCGAGUCUGGUGAUGGUUCUGCGCCGGCCCCCGAAUCCGGUGAUGGCUCAGCGCCGGCCGCUUCUGGUGACGAUGAACCGGAAACCCCGGCUUCUGGCGAUGGCUCUGCUCCUGCUCCUGCACCUGCGUCCGGUGACGGCUCUGCGCCGGCCGCUUCUGGCGAUGAAGAGCCCGAAGCCCCCGCUGCGUCCGGUGCCGAGGAGACUCAAGCACCCGCCGCUUCUGGAGCUGAGGAGACUGAACCACCGGCCGCACCCACAUCUUAG